Molecule: messenger RNA, 872 nt
Organism: Tarenaya hassleriana
Lineage: Eukaryota; Viridiplantae; Streptophyta; Magnoliopsida; Brassicales; Cleomaceae
Product: dormancy-associated protein homolog 3-like
Exons: 3
Coding region: 114-533 (139 amino acids)
Source: RefSeq, a predicted model, not a curated record
UAUUCUCGGACUCUUAACAAAGCAGUCGUUCCUCUAACGUGCGCCGGGAAAACCAUUUCCCUUGUUAUCGUGCGCCUUCGUUUUUUUUGUUUGCUAACCUGCGCCCCAUCUCCAUGGGCUUACUCGACCAUCUCUGGGAUGACACCGUCGCUGGUCCGCGGCCGGAGAACGGCCUCGGAAAGCUUCGGAAGCAUCACACCUUUAGUUUCCGGCCAAGCUCCGGCAAUGAUCAAUCGGAGGGUGGGAGUGUGAGAUCGUACGGUGAGGACUCGCCGGAGGAGGCGGUGAAAGUCACGCGCAGCAUCAUGAUAGUGAAGCCGCCGGGAUACCAGGGGGGUUCAGCUCCGGUUUCGCCGGCCGGCUCUACACCUCCGGUUUCUCCUUUCUCUGAUGGUGGAGCGGAGGAAAUGCAGGAGGGGGGAAGGAACCCUUUCGGUUCAGAAGGAGGUCGACCUCGGACGCAUUCGAGAAGGCAAACGACGAGGCUGGACGACCAAGGAGCUCUGCUCCUCCUUACGGCGUGUGACAUCUAAGCUAAAAAAACUCUACGCCACCCCCCGUGACAAACAAAUGGUAAACUUGUCAUUUCACCACGUCCCCCCACCCCCCAUGCAAGCUUUUUUUUUUUUUGAGGAAAAAAGAGAGAGACAGGCGUCUACUUGUGAUAUCUUGCGGUGGGUCUGUCUUGGUUGCUGUGUUUGGUGGUUUUGGUUUUGUGUGUUAUGGUGCUUGCUUCUCCUGUCUUUUAUGUUUGAUGCUAUAAAGAUGUAAUCUUUCUCUUAGGGUUUUGGUUAAUGUAAUGUGUAUGUGUAUGUGUAUGUAUGUACAUACGUAUAUGUAAAUUUUGCCUCAAUAAAUUCAACUUUUUUUUU